Messenger RNA from Anopheles coluzzii, 1606 nucleotides. It is a transcript of the gene CAH9, whose product is annotated as carbonic anhydrase 7. Lineage: Eukaryota; Metazoa; Arthropoda; Insecta; Diptera; Culicidae. Gene Ontology annotation, cellular component: cytoplasm. The record is from RefSeq and is a predicted model, not a curated record. The transcript has 5 exons. Gene Ontology annotation, molecular function: carbonate dehydratase activity; zinc ion binding. The coding region runs from base 473 to 1429 and encodes 318 amino acids.
CCGAAGGUACCAGUUUGCGGUCGGGAAUCGGUCGAGACAGACGCCGCCGGUACAGAGCGCUGUAGGAUCGUGCACAUUACAACAGACAGUCUGCUGCUGCUACUGCUGCUCUCUGUCAUCUGUCGUCGAAGGUGCAAUUGCGCUUUUCUGUGUGGGAUUUUCGAUAGUGUCCGGUGGUGGUCAUCCCUUCCCAUCGGUGCUCGCAGUAUCGCCACGUGUGCUGCAGCCGCAAUCGCAAACGCAAUCCAGACUCGCGCAAAAGGAAGAAAAGCACGUUCCCGUUGCGUCUGAAGCUCAGUUGCGCGCGGACAGUUCUGUUGCAGUCCCACUCCAAACCGGUCGUUAAAAGCAUCCUUUUUGUGAACUCUGAAACCGAAAUCGUGCCUGCAAAUAACGAUCAGUGAGAGCUCGGCGCUAAGUGAAACAAGGGUUGGAAAGUGAAACAUUACCAUCGCUUAAAAAGGUGUUCAUCAUGCAGUUGUCGAUUGGAUCGAGGUGCUGCUGGUCUGUUUCCUCACUGCUGUUCGCGCUGCUGCUAAGCGGCGGCCGGUACGACGGUGCGGACGGGCAUCGGUUCGGCUACUCGAAACCGGACCAGCGGCGUUGGUCCAAAGCGCACCAAAGCUGCGCCGGCGCGCAUCAGUCACCGAUCGCGAUCCAUAGCCAUCGGGCCGUCCCGCUGUACAUGCCGGCGAUCGAGCUGGUCGGAUACAACAAUCUCCUUCCGGGCCCGAUGACCAUCCACAACAAUGGCCAUUCCGUGUCCCUCUCGAUUCCGAAAACGGACCCAGCGAUCGGCAAGCAUCCGUACAUCUUUGGCGGCAAGCUGGAGAACGAGUACGAGCUGGAAGGGCUACACUUUCACUGGGGCGACAAAAACAACCGUGGCGCAGAGCACGUACUCAACGAUAUCAGGUAUCCGCUCGAGAUGCACAUCAUACAUCGGAACAAAAAGUACAAAUCCGUCGGCGAGGCGCUGGGCUAUUCCGACGGUCUUACGGUGCUGGGCUUUUUCUACCAGGUCACCGAGCAGGACGCACCCAGCAUCAACACACUGGUGCGCUCGUUCGGCCAGAUCGUCGACUACGACCAUACGCUCCAGCUGAACCACACCUUCACCCUGCAGUCGCUGAUCGACGGGAUCGAUCUGACGCGCUUCUACACGUACAAGGGUUCGCUCACGACGCCGCCCUGCUCCGAGGCGGUCACGUGGGUCGUCUUUCCCGAUCUGCUCGAGCUUUCCGUCAACCAGAUGAAGCGGUUUCGUACGCUCGACACUGGCAUUCACGGUUCGCCCAUGGUUGAUAACUAUCGGGCGCUGCAACCGAUCGGCAAUCGGCGCGUUUUCGUGCGCAAGGUAAACUCACGCUACACCGGGCUGGACGUGUUUGAAGGCAGACACCACAGCAAAUGGGACUGGGUGUACUAGGGCGGGGGAUUGCUACCGCCCGGUGCCCGAACUUUUGGUUAGACGUCGCGAUGACCUAUUCGUUCGUGGCUGAAAAAUACCCGCAAAUCCAUUACACAACACCCCAUGUGCCAUCGUCCCGGACUAUCGUUGAGAAGGGGACAUCGCGAGAAUAAAACCACGCGCUAAGAAACUACA